Messenger RNA from Sinocyclocheilus grahami, 1240 nucleotides. Its product is annotated as zinc finger HIT domain-containing protein 3-like. Gene Ontology annotation, molecular function: protein binding. Gene Ontology annotation, cellular component: pre-snoRNP complex; nucleus. Lineage: Eukaryota; Metazoa; Chordata; Actinopteri; Cypriniformes; Cyprinidae. The record is from RefSeq and is a predicted model, not a curated record. Bases 608 to 1054 code for a protein of 148 amino acids. The transcript is spliced from 5 exons. Gene Ontology annotation, biological process: box C/D snoRNP assembly; snoRNA localization; maturation of LSU-rRNA from tricistronic rRNA transcript (SSU-rRNA, 5.8S rRNA, LSU-rRNA).
AUGGUACUUUUUAUCAGUUAGUGUCCAUACCUUUACCAUAAAAACAACUUUACCAUGGUACUUUAUAGUUAGUGCCCACACCUUUACCAUAAAAACAACUUUACCAUGGUACUUUUCAGUUAGUGUCCAUAGCUUUACCAUGCUAGUUUUUGGCUCGUGUGCGUGUGGAGCAGCGUUUACCCUCGGUGUGCAGACUCCCGCAGCCGCAGGACAGUGAGGGCAGAGCCCGUGUCGCGGUGAGCAGCCUCGGCCUGGAGCCGGACGCCGCUCCGCUGCUGCUGAGGCUCCAGAGGGACCUGCUGAAGGUUCUGCUGCGGGGAGGCGCGCUGAUGGACAGCCGGGCUGCGAGCUGAACCGCGCGGCUCACAGACUUCAGCAUGACGGCGAGCGAGUUCGGUUGAGCUCAGAGCUGCUGGACGCGGAUCGCACUGACGGACACACGUGGGGAAGGACACCGUGACCUCAGCACUCUACACCGGAAGCGGAAAUGAGAUAAAAGUCCUGCACGCUGUCAACAACAUAAACACGUGGCUUCAGUAACUUCAAGCUGAUCGUUAAUACAAAUCGUUUUUUCUGUUUGUUUGCUUGUUGAUCUCCUAGAUCCGUUAUGCAGCUUUGUGGCGUAUGUAGCGAGCAUGUUCCUAAAUACAGAUGUCCAGCCUGCAGAAUCAGAUAUUGUUCAGUGAGUUGCUUUAAAAGACACAAAGAUGAUGAUUCAUGCCAUCCAGUUAAAGAAUCUGAUUCAGCCUCCAGCAGCUCAACACCAGUGAGCAGCGCUGAACAGCCGUGGACUGUCGAGGAUGUUCUUGAUGAAGACAGUCAGACUGACAAAGUGCCAUUACACAAACUUCAGCAGCUGGCUGAUUCAGAGGCAUUGAAGGGUCUGUUGAGGAAUCCUCAUCUCCGCCGGUUAAUGAUGUCCGUGGACUCGGCUGAAGAUAAAGCCAAAGCCACGAAAGACGCCAUGCAGGAGCCGCUGUUCGUGGAGUUCGCUGAUCAGUGCUUAAAAAUGAUUGAACCGACGGAAGCAGAGAAUGACGAUGAUGAAUUCUGAUUGGAUCGCACUGUCACACAUGGACCGAUUCCUAACACAAGUGCAUCAGGUUUUUACACAAAUGUUAAUGCAAUCAUGUAAAAUUCUAUACUAAACCAAGGUCUUUUGAAUGCCAACAAUGUCUUAAAGGAAUAGCUCGCCCCAAAAUGAAAAAUGUACUCGCCCUCAGGCCAUCCAAGAUGUAGA